AUGGCAUUAAACCACACUGCCCUGCCCCAGGAUGAGCACCUGCCACACUACCUUCGGGAUGAGGAUCCCUUUGCUUCCAAACUUUCCUGGGAAGCGGAUUUAGUGGCUGGCUUUUACCUGACGAUAAUUGGGAUUCUGUCCACAUUUGGAAAUGGGUAUGUCCUUUAUAUGUCUUCUAGACGAAAGAAGAAGCUGAGACCUGCUGAAAUAAUGACCAUCAACCUAGCAGUCUGUGACCUGGGUAUUUCAGUUGUAGGCAAGCCGUUCACCAUCAUCUCUUGCUUCUGUCACCGCUGGGUGUUCGGCUGGAUUGGCUGCCGCUGGUAUGGAUGGGCUGGAUUUUUCUUUGGCUGUGGGAGUCUCAUCACCAUGACAGCUGUCAGCCUGGAUCGCUACCUGAAAAUCUGCUACUUAUCUUAUGGGGUUUGGCUGAAGAGAAAGCACGCCUACAUCUGCCUGGCAGUCAUCUGGGCCUAUGCUUCCUUCUGGACCACCAUGCCCCUUGUGGGCCUGGGGGACUACGCACCUGAGCCCUUCGGAACCUCAUGCACCUUGGACUGGUGGCUGGCCCAGGCCUCAGUUGGGGGUCAGGUUUUCAUCCUGAACAUCCUCUUCUUCUGCCUGUUGCUCCCGACGGCUGUGAUCGUGUUCUCCUAUGUGAAGAUCAUUGCCAAAGUUAAGUCCUCUUCCAAGGAGGUGGCUCAUUUUGACAGUCGGAUCCACAGCAGCCACGUGCUGGAAAUGAAACUGACCAAGGUGGCGAUGUUGAUUUGUGCUGGUUUCCUGAUUGCCUGGAUCCCUUACGCAGUCGUCUCUGUGUGGUCAGCUUUUGGAAGGCCAGACUCCAUCCCCAUACAACUCUCUGUGGUGCCAACCCUCCUAGCAAAAUCUGCAGCAAUGUACAAUCCGAUCAUCUACCAGGUUAUUGAUUACAAAUUUGCCUGUUGCCAAACUGGUGGUUUGAAAGCAACUAAGAAGAAGUCUUUGGAAGACUUCAGGCUGCACACGGUAACCACAGUUAGGAAGUCUUCUGCUGUGCUGGAAAUCCAUCAAGAGGUAUGA
This is a messenger RNA of Sciurus carolinensis (gray squirrel), 1062 nucleotides long. RefSeq names its product opsin 5 (gene Opn5). NCBI's taxonomy places the organism in Eukaryota, Metazoa, Chordata, Mammalia, Rodentia, Sciuridae. Gene Ontology annotation, biological process: visual perception; G protein-coupled receptor signaling pathway. The transcript has 6 exons. Bases 1 to 1062 code for a protein of 353 amino acids. Gene Ontology annotation, molecular function: G protein-coupled receptor activity. Gene Ontology annotation, cellular component: membrane. The record is from RefSeq and is a predicted model, not a curated record.